This is a messenger RNA of Anastrepha obliqua, 1164 nucleotides long. RefSeq names its product piggyBac transposable element-derived protein 4-like. The record is from RefSeq and is a predicted model, not a curated record. The coding region runs from base 1 to 1164 and encodes 387 amino acids. The transcript has a single exon. NCBI's taxonomy places the organism in Eukaryota, Metazoa, Arthropoda, Insecta, Diptera, Tephritidae.
AUGCAACGAUCAUUGACGCAAAGGGAAAUUGAAGAAUGUUUUUGUGAAGAUUUACCUUCAGGACCUGAAAGUGAACCCAGUUCCGAUGAGGAUGAAAAUCUAGACACACCUGAGUGGCCAGUGUCAAAAUCGAUAUUGGAUGUGUGUGGGGCAGAUGUACAGAAUAUCCAUGAAGAGCUAUUCGACGACGAGGAUGACAUACCAUUAUCAAACUUUGUAAGUCAGAAUAAUAUUGUUAGCUCUACGACCUUGCAGCCUCCUAAAUGGAAAAGGACCUUCUCUAUGGAUAUACCUGGCGAGUUUGUUGAGAGUGUGGGCUUAGCUGAUCAUAUAAUCAGCUUGGAAGAUUUAACACCACUCCGAUUGUUUCACAUGUUCUGGACAGAGGACUUGGUUGAGGUCAUAAGCUUUCAAACUAACCUAUAUGCAACACAAGAAGGUAAACCUUUUUCUCCUACCAGUCCUUCUGAAAUACAAACUUUCUUGGCCAUAAAUAUGGUGAUGGGUAUAAAAAAGCUACCGAGUUACAAAGAUUACUGGUGUUCUGAUCCUGAUUUACGUGACUCCUACAUUUCCUCUUAUAUGCCCCUAAAUCGCUUCAGCUGGCUUCUUGGAUGCUUGCAUCUGAAUGACAAUAAUCUCAUGAGCGCUAGAACGCAUCUAGACUAUGAUAAGUUAUAUAAAGUCCGUCCUAUGCUUGAAAUUCUUCGCCGCAACUUCAGAAAUAAUUAUAAACCAUCCGAAUGUGUCGCGAUCGAUGAAAACAUGAUAAAAUGCAAAGAUGUGGAACAAGUUACUCGCAGGGAACGUGACGGAAGUGCAGCUAAGAUCGAUUGCCCUCUGGCUAUAAAGAAAUACAACAGCAAUAUGAACUUCGUUGAUAAAUUCGAUCAAAUAAAAGCGUGUUACUCCAUCGACGGAAAAUCCCAAAAGUGGUUGCACCGAAUUUUUUUUCAUUUCUUAGAUUGCUGCGUCAUCAAUAGCUAUAUAGCUUACAAAGAGCUUCAGAUUAACAGACCUCAUUUGGAUGAGUUGACAUUGAAGGACUUCCGCGGCUCAAUUUAUCAGUGGCUGUUAGCAGCUUGCUACGUAAAAAGCGAGCUGGAGGAAGUUCCGCGAUCAGCAAUGGUUCAAGCCCAAGAUCUCCUGUACCAGUUGCUAUAA